AUGCCCUCUGACUUUAUCUCCCUUUUCAGCGGGGACCUCGACCUGAAUUCUCCCAGAUCCUUGUAUUCAAAAGAAUCAGCGUAUGAACUUCUUCCCAAGGAGCUACAGUUGCCUUUCUCCACUCAGCAGAAGCCAAAAAUCAUGAGUCAAAAGAGCGGCGGAGAGGCAGGGCCUCCCCCUUCAGCUGCUGUUGCAUCAGAUGCCAUGUCCUCCUCUGUGACCAUGGAAGGCCCCCGCAGUGCUUUUCCCACCUCUUCCAGCCCCACCAUGCAUUCCAGCGCUUCGGCCACUGACCGGAACGCGGUGCACGGCGGCAAUGUUGACCCGGAGGACUGCAGGAGUAGCAGAGUAGUUCCAGAGGUUGUGGGAGCAGAAGGUGGGAAUGGCAACAGCAGCAAUGGUGGUAACUGCAGAGGCAGCAGUGAGCAAGGAGGAGGAAGAGGAGUAACAUCCCAGGAGGCACAACUACAUCACCAGAUGACCCCAUCGAAGCGCCGCACUGUACUGAAUAUUUCGCCGCCUCCGCAAGACCUGUUUGAUACCAGCCAGAUGUCCUGCCAGGAUGAAACAUCCCUGGACUCAGAGCAGAGUAACAGCAUUUGGAUGGAGGACUCUCUGUCCAACUUUAGCAUUAUGAGCACUGUCUCCUACAAUGACAACACAGAGGUGCCAAGGAAGUCCCGCAAACGUACCCCUCGGCAGAGGCCUGGUCCCAAGUCUCGGCCAGCAGGGGAAACCAGCAUGGACGUGUUUGAUGCAGACAGUGCCAAAGGGCCACACUUUGUCCUGUCACAGCUCGGCCCUGACAACAAGACGGGAUCCAAAGGAAGCUCUGAUGAUCCUCAGACAACUCACCACAAAGGAGGCGCGCUGUCGAUGCAAUUCCCACAGAAGAGUGAGGGGAAGGAGCUGAAGAUCGUUGUGCAGCCGGAGACUCAGCACCGAGCUCGAUAUCUGACUGAAGGCAGCAGAGGGUCCGUGAAGGACCGCACUCAGCAGGGCUUCCCUACUAUUAAGCUGGAGGGAGUGAAUGAGCCAGUGGUUUUGCAGGUGUUUGUGGGUAAUGACACCGGGCGCGUUAAGCCUCAUGGUUUUUACCAAGCAUGCAGGGUGACCGGCCGCAACACUACCGCCUGCAAAGAGGUGGACAUCGAUGGCACCACUGUCAUCGAGGUGUCCCUGGAUCCAAGCACCAACAUGAAACUAGCGGUGGACUGUGUUGGGAUCUUGAAGCUCCGUAACGCUGAUGUCGAGGCUCGCAUUGGUGUUGCGGGAUCAAAGAAAAAGAGUACACGUGCACGGCUGGUGUUUAGGGUCAACAUCCCCCGUGCAGAUGGAUCAAUGCUCACUCUGCAGACCCCUUCUUCUCCAAUCCUGUGUACUCAGCCUGCAGGAGUGCCUGAAAUCCUGAAGAAGUCACUACAUACUUGUUCAGUGAGAGGUGGAGAAGAGGUCUUUAUUAUUGGCAAAAACUUUCUUAAAGACACCAAAGUCAUAUUUCAGGAGAAUAUUUCUGACGAGAAAUCCUGGAAGGCAGAGGCUGAAAUCGACAUGGAGUUGUUUCACCAGAAUCAUCUGAUAGUGAAGGUUCCUCCGUACCAAAACCAAGCCAUCACCUCCCCUGCGUGUGUGGCAAUCUAUGUGGUGACGAAUGCUGGGAGAUCCCAUGAUGUUCAGCCGUUUACCUACACUCCAGAUUCAGCAAUAAAUGAUGUUGCCGUGAAGAAAGAGGCGCCUUCUCCAGUGAAUACUUGUUCAUUUGAUGAAGUUGUAGAUGGCGCCUUGAUGCCUUCAAUGUUGCCUUUAGUGAAGCGAGAAGAUGUCACUCCGAUGGAGGUCACCAGCAACCUCCAAUCUUCUGGUGUAUUUAAGACAGGCGACCUGUGUCCAGCCCAGCAGAACCCAGACAUGACUGCAGGACAUAAAAACAGAGCGUUCUCCAACAACCUGUCUCAGCCCGCAGGCGACCCUGACAAAGGCCAGGCUCCUGUCUUUCCCAACACAGAGCCCUUAAGCACGAUCCAGAAGCAGGACAUUGCACCCGCCAGCUCUUUCUCUGUGCCCGCCGACUCUCUGCUGCAGCAGGGAUCCCAGCAGUUCCUCCUGGAGCCCAGAGAGGGCCUCGGGCAGGAGAGGCCCGGUAACGGCUCUGGAUCUGUGGGGAGGCUGUGUGGAGAGCCUGCGCCUCAACAGCAGCAACUCCCAAUGUUCCCUCCAGACGAAGUAGCCCAGCUGGAGGAGGCAGUGAGGCAACUGAAAGCCAAAGGGUUCUGUAACCUACCACUUCAGUCUGACAACUCAAUGGCAAAACAGCAGCAACAACACAUCCAGCAACAGAUCCAAAAACAGCAAAUUCAGCAGCAACAAAUCCAGCAACAACAACUUCAACAGCAUCAGCAGCAACAGCAGCAGAAUCUACAACAGCAGCUGUUUCAGUCACAGAUCCAGAUGCAGUGCGGCAUGUUUCAGGAGCCCCCCCAGGCCAAGAACGCAGAGCAGCAGGGCCCCUCACAAGGAGUGGUGACAAACCAGGGGACUCUCUUCCAGCAGGCCCAACAGCUGCAGCAGCAACAGCAGCAGCAAGCAGCUCUCUUUCAGCAGGCCAGUGACCUGCUCUCUAUUCAGACCACCUUCCUCCAGCAGUCACCCUCACACCCUUCCCCACCCAUGUUUCACAAUCCUAGUUCUUUGGCAGAAUCACAAGACCCUCAGGGGGGGUUGUUUCAGAAAGCCUCUCAAGAGCAGGUCCAGGCCGCUCUUUUUCAAAACACCAUGACAGUUCUACAGUCUCCAGACCAGCAGCCCUCAACCCCGGGACUUUUCCUCCCUCAGACAUCCCUGCCCUCUCAGCUUGCUACCAGUAGUGCUCAACAGCAGCAGCAGCAGCAACAACAACAACAACAACAACUGGCCUUCCUCACUGCUCUACAAACGCCUUCCCCUGAACCACAAUCAGUCUUUCAGGUUCAGGCCCAGCUUUCCCCCAUCCAACAGAGAAGCCCCAUGGAGCAGCAGCAGCCCCCCCAGCCUCAGCCUCACACACAGCCAGCCCAGCAGGCCUCGCUGUUUCAGAACAUCACACAGCAUCCAUCUUCAAACACACUGUCUCCAGGUCAGCAGCAGCAGCAGGCUGGCCUACUGUUCUGCAACAGCCCUCUGUCUUCUCCAGAUCAGGCCUCCAGCCUCCUGUUCGGCGGCCAGGGCCAAAUGCCCCCGCUGACUAGCAGCAGUCUCGUUUCCCAAGAGCCCCAAAACCCCUCAAUGCUCUUUUCCCAAGCCAGCAUGGUGGCAGUUAACCAGCAGGACCGCUCUGAGCCCAUGGCCAUGGGGAACCCCACAGAUCGAAGGCAGCAAGUCAUGUUUCAGGAGCAGCAGCCGAUGCAGCUGGGCAGCAGUUCAAACAGCCGGCAGGAGCAGCCUGUGGGCCUCUUUAUGCCUCAGUCCAACAUGGGGUCUCUGCAGGGGGGGCUGGCCGCUCAGGAGCUCGCACAGUCAGCCAUGUUCGCCUCGCAGAAUGGCGUGGCUAACCUCCAGACGACCACCUCGUCGCCAGUUCAACAGCCCGGGACGCUGUUUCAGAGCGCUGUGGGCGGGAGCAUCAAUCAGCCCAGCCAGCCGCAGCAGCCUGGCCUCUUCCUGUUCGGGAUUCAGAACGGUAAGGAAUUUGUUACAAAGAAUGUGGCCAGCUGAUGAACACUCCUGGGAACACGCUGUCGGAUCAGAUCAUCGCCAUCAGCCAGUCGGGUCAGAACCAGAGAGAGAGCGACGCACACAUCCAGUCGCUGCUCUGCCAGUCUCUGUCUCAGAGCGGGCCGGUGCAGAACAGCAUGAACUCCCCUCAGAACAUGGAGAAGAUCGACGACCUGCUGGUCAGCCUGCAGGAGUCGGGCAGCAACUUAACUCGUUCCUACUGACCUUCAUACAGAAUCUGUCUUUACUUUAAUUUUGAAAUUCUUGUAAAAAUGUAGAGAAAAUGGUUAAAAUACUGUCUGUUGAUAAGCACAUGCAGUAAAUGAUUUGUGAAUUGGCUCUGCAUUAUGAAGUUUAAGACAAACAGAACAUUUUCUUAAUUUAUCUUAUUACUAAAUAUCCUCUAACACAUUAUUCAGUUUACUGCCGGACGGAGGAUUUAUUAAGAGCAGUAAAGGUGCUGCUCGCCUUUCUGAGCCAGUCUCCCUCUCCCAAAAAAUGUCCUCAAAAUGAAUUUCUAAAGUGGCAUGGAUGAUAUCUGUUAACUCAUUAUUAAGGACAAACUGGACAUAUGAACUGUGAAUUUGGUUUGUAAUUUCUUUGAAAAGUGAAGCUCUCUUGUUGACUUUAUGAUUGACUGUAACAGACUUGAGCAAAAUUAGAUAGACUUCAGGCAAGAACAGACAAAUUGUCGUUAUCGUUCCUUGUGAAGAGAAGCAUUGAAGUGGUCUUGUUAUCAUUUAUCUUAUGAAGUUUUGAGUGUAUCUGUAGAUAGUUUGUCAGUGAUUUUAUCUGCUGAGUCUUUCUGUUCUCUAGGUGUUUUCUAAAGUGUUCUCCAAAGUGUUAAGUGGUACCAUGAAUAGUGUUCCCUUUGAUACUAAUUGUGUAGUGUUGUUACUUGGAAGCUAGAGUGUGCAGUAAAGCAGGAAGGUUUUGUAUGUAGGGUUGAAUAGAUCAAUUUUGUGAAAGGUACUCGCUGUAUCUCAUGGUUGGAAAAGUGUUCACCCAACAGGGCAGAAAGUGUAUUGAGGGAAGGUUAGAGAAGGCAGAUUAUAAAGAGGUAAUGGAAAAGUAGAAAAGUGAACUGUGUCACAAACACGUGUCUUUUAUGUUGUUGCGGAUUCAUUUUAAUGUUGUAGCAGCUAUUGUGCCCCUGAAUAUAUAAAUAUACUGUUUCUGAUAAUCCAAAAAGUGACUUUAUUGAUAUGAUUUAGAAAGAAACAGUGUGCAGUAGGAGUAUAACUACAGUGAUGGUGCGUUUUGUUGAUAUUUACAAGAGGCCUGGAUAAACUAGAUCUUGUCUUCUUGAUGUCUGGUGCAAUGUGUAGUUUAGCAAACAGCUGACGUUGAGGCGGUGCAGUAAAGGUUGGUCUUGAGUUUCUUUACUUGCUAGCAGUAACGUUAGUCUGACACUCCCAUGUCUAACCAAAAGUCAAAGUAAACCUAAUCUGUUGUUCCUCUUUUGAAUGGGUGUGUGCCCUGGCAGGGGUGUUGGUUUAGAUAAGAAGAGGUAUUUUAUCCCAGAAGUGUUUAAUUUGUCCUGGUGUGCCAAACAGCCUUUACCAACAAAAUAUCUUUCUAUAUGAGCUACGUUACCAUCUCUAGCCCAGUGUACAGAUAGCACUUUGUGAUAUAGUAAGCAAACAUGUUGAGGCUAACAUUUAGUCUGCAUUCAUCAAACCAAACUGUGUCAGUUUGAUACUUUUAACAACAGACUCUUCUUUUAAUUCACAACAAAGAGAGGAAUCUUUUAAGAAAAAUAAAACAAAUAUUGGC
Molecule: messenger RNA, 5466 nt
Organism: Gymnodraco acuticeps
Lineage: Eukaryota; Metazoa; Chordata; Actinopteri; Perciformes; Bathydraconidae
Gene: nfat5b
Product: nuclear factor of activated T cells 5b
Exons: 13
Coding region: 1-3690 (1229 amino acids)
Biological process (GO): calcineurin-NFAT signaling cascade; cytokine production; regulation of transcription by RNA polymerase II
Cellular component (GO): transcription regulator complex
Molecular function (GO): transcription factor binding; DNA-binding transcription factor activity, RNA polymerase II-specific; RNA polymerase II cis-regulatory region sequence-specific DNA binding
Source: RefSeq, a predicted model, not a curated record